Messenger RNA from Ipomoea nil (Japanese morning glory), 2605 nucleotides. RefSeq names its product putative late blight resistance protein homolog R1A-4. Gene Ontology annotation, biological process: defense response to other organism. The transcript has 5 exons. Lineage: Eukaryota; Viridiplantae; Streptophyta; Magnoliopsida; Solanales; Convolvulaceae. Gene Ontology annotation, molecular function: ADP binding. The record is from RefSeq and is a predicted model, not a curated record. The coding region runs from base 41 to 2605 and encodes 854 amino acids.
UUGUACUCCGUCUGAAGCAAAUACACAGAGAGAGAGAGAUAUGGCUUGUGUUCCUCUAACUUCUCUGAUGAAUACAAUCCACUUUGAGUUCUUACAACCCUGCAGAGCACCUGUGAUUCUUGAUGAAGAUACAGCACAUAUGGUUAGUUCUCUCCACCAUAAUCUCGGUUUCUUGCUCACCUUUCUCAACGACUUAGUGAAGAAACCAGGGAUAGAUGAAGCUGUAAUCAAAGAUUUGGAAGCCAAAAUCAGAGACUUUGCCUUUUUAGCAGAAGAUGAAGUUGAAUCAAAUCUGGCAAAGAUAUAUAUGGAGGCGGCAGAUAAAAAGAUGAUACUCUUUCAGAACCUACAACAAGUACUAGGUGAAGAUUCAAAGAUGAUACUCUUUCAGAACCUACAACAAGUAUCCGAAAAAACUCAAAACUUCGUCCAAAAUUUGCCAAAGGUACAUGCCCUUCCGUUAGAUAUUGGUUCAGACCAUAAGAGCGGAUCUUCACAGCGGUUCUCAAAGAUUGAGGACAGAAUGGUUGGGCGUACAAGUGAAUUAAAUACAAUAAUGAAUCAGCUCAUUGGUCGCCCAUGGAAAGUCAUUUCCAUUCUCGGGAUGGGCGGGAUCGGUAAAACUACUUUAGCCAAAAGAGUUUACGAAGAUCCACAAGUCAUAUCCCACUUUGACCUUCGUGCAUGGGCUACUGUCUCUCAAGAAGUUAACCUGAGACAAAUUCUCUGCAACCUUCUUUGGUCCAUUGAGAGAGGAACGAAUACUGACAGAAGCACAGAUGAUCUAGCACACAAACUACGACAGCAUUUGAUGGGUCGUCAAAGGUAUCUGAUUGUGGUGGAUGACGUAUGGGAAACCGGUGUUUGGGAUUAUCUCACAAGAUGUUUUCCUAAAUGUCAUGGAAGUGCAGUAUUGGUGACCUCUCGGCUAAAAGAGAUUGCAGACUACAGUAAAUCAGGUGCCAGUAAUCUUAUUCACAACUUGCAUUAUCUCGAUUCUAAUGAAAGUUGGGAUCUAUUUUGCAGUCACAUUGUCUUGAAACAGCCCUUGCACUCUAAGUUCAACACAAUUGGAAGGAAUAUUGUUGGCAAGUGUGGGGGGCUUCCCCUGGCAAUUGUUGUAGCUGCUGGACUUGUAUCCCAACUCAGCAAAGUUGAAGAAUUGGAAAAUAUUGUGGAAGAAAUGAGCUAUCGUUUUAGUACAGAUAUUGGUGAACAAUGUUCAAGAAUUCUUAUUGUAAGUUAUAAUCAUUUACCUCAGCAUUUGAAAGCUUGCUUUUUAUAUUUAGGAGUUUUCUCAGCAGGUAGUGAAAUUCCUGUUAAAAAGCUUGUUAGGUUAUGGAUUGCCGAGGGGUUUGUGAAGAAGUCAGUGAGGAAUAAGGAAUUGGAAGAAGUGGGUGUUGGGUAUUUACAUGAUCUUAUUAGUAGAAGUCUAGUCCGAAUUGAUAAGCUUAAAUGCGAUGGCCAAAUCAAGACGUGUAGGAUGCAUGAUCUCUUGCGUGGACUUUGUGUACGACAAGCCACAAAUGAAAAACUUUUCUUGUUAAUAGUUAUAGAUUUGACUUCUCCUUUGUACAACAAGGCAGUCAAUCUGUCCAACCUAGAUCAUCUAUCCACUAUAGUUCUUCUAAGAUACCUGGCUUUUGAGAUGGAUAGGUCUCUUGGCUCCGAGGGUCUCAAGAAUAUACUGUCUAAAAAUAAAAAAUUGCAAACACUUAUAGUUUCACAUAGUGCCCCUCAUCACUGGCAAGUGCAUUCUUCUCAUUUGCCAUCCACAAUUUGGGGAUCACCACAGUUAAGACAUCUUGAGUUUAGAAGAAACAUCUUUAAAGUGGAGCCUCCAGGCAUAGUGAAAGAGGACUUGCAAGUUUGGUAUUGGUUGAGCAUAUUUCAUUGCACUAGAGAAGUUAUUUCUAGGAUUCCCAACGUAAAAACGUUAGGGAUUUUUUGUGAAGAUAGAGUAAUUCAUGAUGAUGGCGUGUCUUUCAAUGGUGCUAUCAGCUUGAAAAAUCUAUGUUAUUUGAAUGAGUUUGAGGUUUUAACUAUUGAAGCUGAGUUUCCCAUUCCUAAGCGCAUGUCCCUUCCAAGUAUAGAUGCACUUCCCGAUAACCUUAGGAAGCUGAAUCUACGCAAGAUUUAUCUGCCAUGGAAGGAUAAUAUAGCAACAAUUGCCUUGUUGCCUAGACUAGAGGUUCUCAAACUAAAAAUGGAUGCUUUCUAUGGGCCGGAGUGGAAACCAACUGAAGGGGGAUUUCGUCGAUUAAAGUUUUUACAACUUGAAAACGCACAACUCGAGAUUUGGAAUGCCUUUGAUGAUGAGUUCCCUAUGCUUGAGCGCCUAGUCCUCAAGUAUUGUGACAGAUUGAAACAGAUCCCAAGUUCUUUCUCAACCAUUAGUUCUCUCCAAUCAAUUGACUUUGAAAGGUGUAAGCCUGCCCUUUUGACUUGUGCCAAGAAUAUCCAAGAAGAACGGCUCACUUAUGGAUAUGAUGGUUUUGCUAUUGUUGACCGCACUCCUCAGUACACUUUUGAGCAAAGUAUGAGCAAUAAUUAUUACGCACCAGUGGUUGAAGCCCAGAAGCCAUCGGCAUGCUGUAUCUGUUGA